CUGAACGCAUGAGCAUAUGACGGCGCCAGUCCUUUGACCCCAUUUUGGACAUCGCAGGACUGUUUUAUACAGCUACUUGCUAAUGUUGAUCAAUUAGCUAUUGCUUUAAUUUGUUGACCGGCCAGAGACACUAUCAUUGCUGGCUAGCUUCCCGGCUCAUCUGCCCAGAGGGUCUUAUUUCCUUAGCUGGAUCUUGACAUUGUUCAAGUUGUGGUUGCUAACUAGCUAGUAGCAGGGCCCAUUUUCGAUGCAGAUUGCUUGUUUCGGGAAACUUGCAUUUUCUCGUUGACUCAAUUUCCACAGAUACAAUUGAUUAUUCGCUGAGCCUAGGUACUGAGUUGAUUGUCCAUAGUGUCCUUCGGACAAAUGGAUGGCGAAGAGGACGAAUUCUUCUCCGGGAACCACUCUGAUGGUGGUGGCACCCCGGUACAGGACGAACAUGCUCCUGGUUCGGAUGGGGAAGAGGAGAUGAGGAAUGAGCCACGCCACUCUGAGGAUGAGAAUAAUGAUGGUGAGGGAGCUGCUCAGGCCAUGGAGACAAACGGCAUGGCCAGCGGGUCAGACAAGUUCCCCGAACUGGCGGACAGGGACUCUGACAGGCAGGCCCCUGGGCCUGCAGACAACGAUAACAAGGAGUCGUCCCCGCCCAAACGCAGCACCUCAGACAUGGAGGAGUCCCCGCCCAAACGCGGAGGCAGCACCUCCGACAUGGAGGAGUCCCCGCCCAAACGCGGAGGCAGCACCUCCGACAUGGAGGAGUCCCCGCUCAAACGCGGAGGCAGCACCUCCGACAUAGAGGAGUCCCCGCCCAAACGCGGAGGCAGCACCUCCGACAUAGAGGAGUCCCCGCCCAAACGCGGAGGCAGCACCUCCGACAUAGAGGAGUCCCCGCCCAAACGCGGAGGCAGCACCUCCGACAUAGAGGAGUCCCCGCCCAAACGCGGAGGCAGCACCUCCGACAUAGAGGAGUCCCCGCCCAAACGCGGGGGCAGCACCUCCGACAUAGAGGAGUCCCCGCCCAAACGCGGGGGCAGCACCUCCGACAUAGAGGAGUCCCCGCCCAAACGCGGGGGCAGCACCUCCGACAUAGAGGAGUCCCCGCCCAAACGCGGAGGCAGCACCUCCGACAUAGAGGAGUCCCCGCCCAAACGCGGAGGCAGCACCUCCGACAUAGAGGAGUCCCCGCCCAAACGCGGAGGCAGCACCUCCGACAUGGAGGAGAAGGACACCAAACGGGAUGCAGCCAGGAGCGACUCUGAGAACGAGAAUCGUCCCCCGUCCCCAGCCCGGAGCAGACACUCGUCUGCACGCAGUGACUCUGAGAUUGCGCCCAAACACAAAGCGCAGAUAGAGUCUGAUGGAGAGGAGGGCGGCAUGAAUAAAGGGAAGUGGAAGGCUGUAAUGCACUCCGACAGUGAGGAUGAGGCGGAGGCUCGGCCAUCGAAAGCAGCUGCAGGCAGUGACCAGGAGAAGGAGAGUCCCACAAAACUGGUGGGGGAAGUUAGUGAGGAUGACGACGAGAUGCCAAUGAAGAGGAAGAAAGCCAUCUUGUCAGACAGUGAAGGUGAGGAGGAGAAGGCUGACGAACCAGUGGUGAAGAAGAGCCGCGUCGUGUCUGACGAUGACAACUCCGACAGUGACGCAGGCUCGGAGACGCCCGACAAAACCAUGGCCAAACUGCGGGAACUGGGAUCAGAAAGCGAAGACGAGGAUGAUGGACAGAAGGUGGGAGGAGGGAAGAAGAACGAGAAAACACUGUUUGGUAGCGACAGCGAUUCAGGCGACGAGGAAGAGAAAAUGAUUGCAGACAUUUUUGGUGACUCUGGCGAUGAAGAGGGGGAAGAGUUUACGGGUUUCAAUCAGGAGGAUCUGGAGGGGGAUAAGAGUCAAUCUCAGGCCUCUGCGAAGAAAGCAAUGGCAGAUGACUCUGACUCUGAUGAGGGCGUGGACAGGGGUGGUGGCCAAGACACCAGUUUCAUGUCGGACUUCGACGUGAUGCUGGCUCGUAAGAAGGCCCAGAGCGGGAAGCGCCGACGGAACCGCGACGGGGGAACAUUCAUCAGUGACGCUGAUGACGUGGUCAGCGCAAUGAUCACCAAGAUGACAGAAGCUGCAGAGGAGGACAGAACACUGAACGCUCAGAAGAAGCCAGCGUUAAAAAAGCUGACCCUCCUCCCCACUGUAGUUAUGCACCUAAAAAAGCAAGACCUUAAGGAGACGUUCAUCGACAGCGGGGUGAUGUCGGCUAUCAAGGAGUGGAUCGGCCCGUUGCCAGAUAAGAGUCUUCCGGCCCUCAAAAUCAGAGAGGAUCUCCUCAAGAUCCUCCAGGAACUCCCCAGUGUGAGUCAGGAGACUCUCAAACACAGCGGGAUAGGUCGAGCCGUCAUGUUCCUAUACAAACACCCCAAGGAGUCGCGCCCCAACAAGGACCUCGCUCUCAAACUCAUCAAUGAGUGGUCCAGGCCCAUCUUUGGCCUGACAUCUAACUACAAGGGCAUGACGCGCGAGGAGAGACAACAGAGAGACCUCGACCAGCAAAUGCCGCAAAAAAGACGCCUCAGCUCAGGGGGACAGACUCCUCAUAGAGACCUGGAGAAAGUGCUGACGGGAGAAGAGAAAGCUCUGCGCCCAGGCGACCCUGGGUUCUGUGCCCGGGCCAGGGUGCCCAUGCCAUCCAACAAGGACUACGUUGUGCGGCCCAAAUGGAACGUGGAGAGCGAGUCCAGAGCAGCCCCGGUUAAGAAGGGCAUGUCACGGGUGGACAAACAGUUGCGUCGCUUCGCUGACAUAAAGCGUAUGACGAAGACGGGCCACGCGGUGAAGAUCAGCGUCCAGGGCAACCGGAUGCCCCUCUGAUUUAAAUGUUCUCUUUUUUUCCCUUCUUUUUUUUAACCUUUUUCGGCUAGGUUGAAAGCAUAGCUUUCAAUACAUAGCUUUUACUGAUCCAAUAAUAUCAGAGCUGUGAUUAUUCCGAGGGAGGAUGGAAGGAUGCAAUUAUUUAAAUAAUUUGAUUAGGGCCCGGACCCCAGUUCUGUGUGCUUUAGCCAACUCCUCUAACUUGACGAUGGUGCAUGACGAUGGUCAAAGCGGUUUGCUGAAGCACAUAGAUGAGACCAUGCUAUCGUCAAACCCCCUCAGGCCAGCCUGAAUGUAUGAUAGUGGUGUGGCUUCACCGUCUGGUUGGCCUUCGGUCCUCUAGAGAUUCAAUACGGAGUGUGGAAGAUUGGUGUUAUAGCACGAUUUUAAGGUAAUUUCCAGUUGUCGACAUGCAGCGUAUACUGAACGUUGGCCUUAAAUGUCUAUAGCGCGGAUUUUCCAUGCUCUGUAUUGAAUGUACGUUAGGCCUUUGUUUUACUUUGUUUCUGAAGAAGCUGUACAGACGUAGGAGCUGCCUGUAUGUCUUGACUGUGUGCCGGUUGUUUCCGAAGUUACUUUCAUAAUAAAGAGGGUUUCACCAGA
Molecule: messenger RNA, 3459 nt
Organism: Oncorhynchus masou masou (cherry salmon)
Lineage: Eukaryota; Metazoa; Chordata; Actinopteri; Salmoniformes; Salmonidae
Product: protein IWS1 homolog
Exons: 16
Coding region: 367-2856 (829 amino acids)
Biological process (GO): poly(A)+ mRNA export from nucleus
Cellular component (GO): nucleus
Source: RefSeq, a predicted model, not a curated record